Messenger RNA from Lactuca saligna, 2934 nucleotides. Lineage: Eukaryota; Viridiplantae; Streptophyta; Magnoliopsida; Asterales; Asteraceae. The record is from the annotation of a GenBank genome assembly.
AUAAAAUAAAGAUAUUUGAAGAAAAAGGACGAAUGAAGGAGUCGCCGGAACCGUCUAUAAAUAGCGGCGAAUGAAACCGUCAUAACCUACCAAUUCAUUCACUCUCAUCCUCCACAUUUUCCUCAUCUUCUUCUUCUUCUUCGCUCUUCACCUCCUUAACUUUCUCCCGCCGCUUGUAAUUUGUGCAUCGUUACUUGUACGGUAGCCAUGUGUGGAAUACUAGCCGUCUUGGGUUGCUCCGAUGACUCUCAGGCCAAAAGGGUCCGUGUCCUCGAGCUCUCUCGCAGAUUGAAGCACCGUGGCCCAGAUUGGAGUGGGUUAUAUCAGCACGGUGAUUGUUAUCUGGCGCAUCAACGUCUCGCCAUCAUUGACCCUGCUUCCGGUGAUCAACCCCUCUAUAACGAAGACGAAACGAUCGUUGUAACGGUUAACGGUGAGAUAUACAACCACGAGCAGCUCCGAGAAAGCUUGACAGGUCAUAAGUUCAAAACGGGGAGUGAUUGUGACGUUAUUGCCCAUUUAUACGAAGAACAUGGCGAAAACUUCAUCGAUAUGUUGGACGGAAUGUUUUCGUUCGUGUUACUUGAUACACGCGAUAACACUUACAUAGCUGCUCGUGAUGCUAUCGGGAUCACCUCGCUGUACAUUGGUUGGGGACUCGAUGGUUCUGUUUGGAUUUCGUCUGAACUGAAAGGUUUGAACGACGACUGCGAGCACUUUGAGGUGUUUCCGCCGGGCCACUUGUACUCUAGCAAAACCGGCGGAUUCCGGCGGUGGUACAACCCACCAUGGUUCUCCGAAGCUAUUCCUUCUACGCCAUAUGAUCCUCUCGUUCUCAGGCAUGCAUUCGAAGACGCCGUGAUCAAGAGAUUAAUGACCGAUGUACCCUUCGGAGUUCUCCUCUCCGGUGGGCUAGACUCGUCGUUGGUCGCAGCCAUCACCUCCCGUCAUUUAUCCAGUACAAAAGCUGCUAAGCAGUGGGGAGCUCAGCUUCAUUCCUUCUGUGUCGGCUUAGAGGGUUCACCGGAUCUCAAGGCAGCAAGAGAAGUAGCUGAUUAUUUGGGAACUGUUCAUCACGAGUUCACCUUCACUGUACAGGAUGGUAUUGAUGCAAUUGAAGAUGUAAUUUACCAUAUCGAAACAUACGAUGUGACAACAAUCAGAGCUAGCACACCUAUGUUCCUGAUGUCACGGAAAAUCAAGUCAUUGGGGGUGAAAAUGGUUAUCUCCGGUGAAGGCUCCGACGAGAUUUUUGGCGGAUAUUUGUACUUUCACAAGGCACCCAACAAAGAAGAGCUCCAUCGCGAAACCUGUCGCAAGAUAAAAGCACUUCACCAAUACGACUGUUUGAGAGCAAACAAGUCAACAUCCGCUUGGGGUUUGGAGGCUCGAGUCCCGUUUUUAGAUAAAGAAUUCAUCAACGUUGCCAUGAGCAUAGACCCUGAAGCGAAAAUGAUCAACAUGGAUGAAAAACGAAUUGAAAAAUGGAUUCUUAGACGGGCUUUCGACGAUGAAGAUCACCCGUAUUUGCCAAAGCAUAUUUUAUACAGACAGAAAGAACAGUUCAGUGAUGGAGUCGGAUACAGCUGGAUCGAUGGACUCAAAGCUCAUGCUGAACUCCACGUAACAGACAAAAUGAUGCUUAACGCUGCACAUAUCUUCCCUUUCAACACUCCAGUCACUAAAGAAGCCUACUAUUACAGAAUGAUCUUCGAGCGGUUUUUCCCUCAGAAUUCUGCAAAGUUGACUGUUCCAGGUGGAGCGAGUAUAGCUUGUAGUACAGAGAAAGCAAUCGAGUGGGAUGCAUCGUGGUCAAAGAAUCUUGACCCUUCAGGAAGGGCUGCAUUAGGGGUUCAUAACGAUGCGUAUAAGCAGCAGAAGGUGGCUUCUAUUGCUGCUGCUGCAGGGAAUUUGGCGACAAGUUUGAUUGAUGAUGUGCCAAGGACGAUGGAUAUUCAGGCUCCAGGGGUUGUGAUUCGGGGAUAAAAAUUGUUGUUAUUGUUGUAUAAUUAAGUAAAAGUUAUUACGAGUUAGCAGCAUGGCUUUUAUGAUAUGUUGCUGUAUUGUUAGGUUGUCGUUUGGUUUUAAUUGUGUGAUAAUAACUCGAAUGUAUCGUUGUUUAUAGACUCUCGUAACAUUUGAUGUAAUGUAUUUGUAGCUUUGUAAAGCUUGGUUUCUUAAAGACAUUGUUUUUAGUACUUUAUUAUAUGGAAAAUGGAAUCCUGAACUAAAUGAAUAGAAACUGAUUGUUUCGGGCUAUGCGCCAUUGGGCCUAACCGACCUUUCUAAAAACUAAAAAGCCCUUAUGUUUUGGGCUUGUUAGAAUCUGGGCCUUAUGUCGGUUUGCUUGCUUCUAUAAGGUUGUAGAGGAAUCCAGUUUUAAUCGAUGCAUCGACUCGUUGACGUUGUGCAUCUUUCUGGUGGGUUUCUUCGUGGGCGUCUCAGUUGUCAUCAGGUUGUGGUAAGUUAAAAAAAAGUUGUAAGGGAAAGGAAAGAAUGGCGAAGCAUCAUCCUGAUUUGAUCAUGUGCAGAAAGCAGCCAGGAAUUGCAAUUGGAAGGCUAUGUGAAAAAUGUGAUGGAAAGUGUGUGAUAUGUGAUUCUUAUGUGCGUCCUUGCACACUUGUACGUGUGUGUGAUGAGUGCAACUAUGGUUCAUUUCAGGGUCGUUGUGUUAUAUGUGGAGGUGUAGGCAUUUCUGAUGCAUACUAUUGCAAAGAGUGCACACAACAGGAGAAAGAUCGAGAUGGGUGCCCAAAAAUUGUGAAUUUAGGUAGUGCAAAAACAGAUCUGUUUUAUGAACGGAAAAAAUAUGGGUUUAAGAAAAGAUGAUCUACAAAUUGCCUAUGUAAUAUCAUUUGCUUGUAAAACCUUAACAUAUAACCAUUUAGGCAUUUAAGUAUUUGGUCUUGUUUGUGUAUUAGAUGUUAAUAGUUG